CUGCAAACCGACGCGUUUCAUUUCGCGAAGGCUGCGCGCGCGGUUUACGGUUAAUUUUCAGUUGGUUUACAAACUUUACAAACGGCGUACGCUUAUCGCGAUCGCUUUUAAUCAACAAACCGAAUUAGUUGCCCAAAUAACGGGAAUGACACAGGAAAUGUGCUGCCGGUGCUCAAUUGCUAGCUAAAUUGAGUGACAAAGUGCAAGUGAUCGAACUGCAACGGUUAAGAAAAAAAACGGUUGUUUUUCGCUUUUUUUUGUUUUAUAAACUAAGAAAUCGUUCUAUAAAUUGCAUUUAUUUAAAUUUUUUUAAGCCCGCGUUUAUUUUAUACUUGUGCGCGCCUCCUGUUUUUAAUUCAUAUUUUACAAUCGGCGUGAUAAAAAGUCUAUGAAAUUCGUUAUUUUUUUUGGUUUUUGUUGAGAGUGCAAGAUCGUGCAUUUUGUGCGUGUGUGUGCGUGCGUGUGUGUGCUUGUGAGGAAGUUAUAGUUUAAUGUUGGUUAGCUUCAAUUGUCGAGCAACAGAGAAAAAAAGAAAUAAAUAAAUAAAACAGCCGCAGCAGCAGCAACAACAACAAAGUGAUGCUGAUUGAUGUCACACACACCACGAAGGAAAAAAAAAUACAAAAUAAAUAAAUUAUCACCUUGAAGGGGUUUAUCAAUUUCGCCAGCACAUAAAGAUGUUAUCUUGGAAAACCGUUUAGAGGUGGACCUUUGAGGUUGACAGUACUGCAGAUUUGCCAGCGCUCACAAACGGAAACGGAAGUGACGCCCGAAAGGAAAAGGGAAAGAGGAAGUGGAAGCGCAGGACAAACGGCUGAAUAAUGCAAAUUAAAACACAAUAAAAUGUAAAACACAAAUGACAACGGAGAACACGAGCUGCAAAAGGCUAAAGGAGCUAAAAAAAAAUAGCAAAAGGCGAAUCGGUUGACAUGCCAAAAAAAAUGCGAGUGGCGGCAACUUUUCCACUGAAUUGAUUUGAUUUUCAGUCAGGAGUACAGCCGGAAUACGGAGCGUAUGCGCGAUACGUAUACGCGAUAUUUAGGGCGCCGGGGGAGCGGCGGAAAUUUGCAUAACUUUGCUGGCGUGGCAUAAACAUCAAAAAACAAAUUGCAAGUAACAAAGGGAAGCAAUGGUCAUAAAAACGGCGCCAGCCUCGUAAAAAAUACGUUACAAAAAAAAAGUUCACGCAAAACCCCCGUUCUUUAAGUGAAAAUUAAUUUAUGCAGCAAAUCAAAUACGGAUAGGGAAGAAAUAUAAAAGUAAUCGCUGGCCGUAACAAUUAAGACAGCCGAGGGCAGAGAAGAAAAGUCGGGAAAAGCCGGGAAAACGCUGGAAAAAUCAAGAGCAGCAGCAGCCGAAAAAGGAAACACAGAGUCGAAGAAACCGGUUAGCGAGGGUUGCUUAUAAAUGUACCAAGACAGCGGCUGCAGCAGCAGUAGCAGUCGACGCGGCAGCAGCAGUGCAGCAGCAGCAACAUCUACAGCAGCAACUGCAGCAGAAACUGCAGCAGCAGCAGCAGCAGCUGCAACAACCAGCAGCAGCGACGAGGAAACACUCGAGACUCUGACGAUUAUAACGACCACCAUCACCGAUAGCGAUAUCCAUGCGACCACAACAACCACGACGGUUAUAGCCAGCGGUACGGCGACAACAGCGGCAGCGGCAGCGACAACAGCAACACUUGCCACACUUGCAACGCUCGCCAGCAACAGCGACAUCGAGGACAGCAGUCCGGUGGAGAGCGAGGAUAGCGAGGAGUGCGAGUAUAUCGAGAUCGAUUGCCAGACGACCGCCCAGGAAGGCACUUCGCCAAGUGGCGGCAGCAGCAGCAGCGGCAAUGCGGUCUUGCUGCAACGCAGCAGCAAUAACCUCCAGCAGCAGCAACAACAGCAGCAGCAACAUUUGCAACUGCAGCUGCAGCAGGCGGACGAGCGAUUGUUGCGCAAAAUCGGCUAUAUUGCAUCGCGUGUGCGCUGCCUGUCCAAGUACUACGGCGACUUCCGGCUGGUGAAUCCGUACAGUGCCCGCCGACAGAGGCGCCAAUUGCAGGAGAUCCUGCUGCGGCACUCGAUCUUCGAUCCUGGCAAGGAGCACCAGCGGGCGAUUGUCUUGGCCGCGGCAACAGCGGCAAUUGCCGGUCCCCUGGCGGCCAUCGAUUGCGUCUGCGGCAGCAGUAGCAUCAGUUUAGAGGCAGUCAGCAGCAGAAGUCGCAGCAGUGAGCUGGAGGACGAUCAUCACGAGCAGGAUCAGGUGCCGGAGGAGCAGGAGCAGAAUCAGGGGGAUACCGAGGAUAACGAAGAGGAGCAAGAGCAUCCGAGUGAAAAGCCAGAGAGAACAGACAUUGAGGAGGAGCCACCGCCGGCGAUUGCAGUGACCACCACCACAACGGCCACCGUGCGCCGGAAGUCCUCGAGCAGUUCCACCAUCAGCGGCACGGCCACCGUUUCCGGUUCCGUUUCGGUUUCGGCCUCCGCCUCGCAGUCCUUUUGCUCCAACAACAUCAAUCUGCUCGAGGAGCUGCUCAUUCAGUUCUACGAGGAGCAGGAUCAUCGCAGCAACCUAACGGUGAUCCGACAUCAUCAUCAUCAGCAGCACCAGCAGCAGCAGCAAAGGAUCACCAACAAUAAUAACAACAAUAACAAUUGCAACAGCAUACAGAACAACAACAACAUGUCGAAUCCUGCGGCCACAGCGGCAGCAACAGCAACGCCAUCAGUGGAACAACCGGCGACCUCGGGCACCACCAACAUCCACUUGCAACCCACCUCCCUGCCCGAUGGCAGCGAUAAUCCGCGCCGCCGCCGGGCCAGCGAUUGCUCAGCGGUCCAGGCCGCCCUCCAGAAUCAGCUGCACUGCAUCACGCUGAAAAACAACAAUUGCGGCAAGGCGCUGCCCUUCCAUCGCGGCAGUUGCGGCGCCGCCGGUGAGCACCUGUUGGCCGCCAAUUCGAUAGCUAAUCGUGCCACCAUUAUCCUGAGCAAAUCCUGCAGCAAUGUGGAUGGUGAUGCCGCUGCCACAGCGGCAACCGCACUAAGUUCAACGGUUGGCGGUGGCAUUGGUGGCAGUAUAAAAAUGCGUGCCAGUGCCACAGAUAUCGAGACGAAUGCAUUGAACGGUGCCCGAGAUGCUAUCGUUGCAUCGAAUAACGGUAAUAACGGCAAUAACGGCAAUAACGGGAACAACGAGUACAGCAUCCUGCAGCUGAACAACACGAUCAUCCAGUGCCACUUCAACGACGAUGACUUUCGCGCCCUGGUCAAGGACCUCAAGCGCAAGGUCGAGUACACGGAGCGCAUGAACUGGCUAUGUCUCUCCAAACGACCGCUGGGCCCGCCGCAUCGUAAAAGCAGUCUACCAAAGCAUCAGGAGGUGAAGCGCCGCUUCCUGGAAAUUUGUGAUACGACCUUCUCGGAGGAGGUGAGGGCCGCCCUGCGCCUGCCGGCCUUCGAUUCCUACGAGUGGAGCGAUGCCGAUGUCAUCCAUCUCAUGCAGACCAUGUUCGUCGAGCUGGGAUUCAUCGAGAAGUUCAGCAUUCCGGUGGACACGCUGCGCGAGUGGCUCUAUGAGGUCUACAAGCACUACAACGAGGUGCCCUUCCACAACUUUCGGCACUGCUUCUGCGUUGCCCAGAUGAUGUAUGCCAUAACGCGCCAGGCGAAUUUGCUGAGUCGCCUGGGCGACCUGGAGUGUCUGAUCCUGUUGGUGUCCUGCAUUUGCCACGACCUCGACCAUCCUGGCUACAAUAAUAUCUACCAGAUCAAUGCCCGCACCGAGCUGGCUCUCAGAUACAAUGACAUCUCACCGCUGGAGAACCACCAUUGUUCGAUAGCGUUCCGCCUGCUGGAGCAUCCCGAAUGCAAUAUAUUCAAGAACUUUAGCCGCGACACCUUCAAUAACAUUCGCGAGGGCAUCAUCCGGUGCAUUUUGGCCACGGACAUGGCCCGUCACAAUGAAAUCCUCACGCAGUUUAUGGAGAUAACGCCCAUCUUCGACUAUAGCAACCGUGCCCACAUCAAUUUGCUCUGCAUGAUCCUGAUCAAGGUGGCGGACAUUUCGAACGAGGCGCGACCCAUGGACGUGGCCGAGCCCUGGCUGGACCGCCUGCUCCAGGAGUUCUUUGCCCAGAGUGCCGCCGAGAAGUCCGAGGGAUUGCCGGUGACGCCGUUCAUGGAUCCGGACAAGGUCAGCAAGCCGGGCUCGCAGGUCCGCUUCAUCGGACUCGUUCUCCUGCCACUAUUCGAGGCCCUAGGCGAACUGGUGCCGGAGCUAACCGAGCUCAUCAUCAUACCCGUGCGCAUCGCCCUAGAGUACUACAGGCGCCUCAACGAUGCCCAGACAAAAACACGCAAAUCGGUGGCGGACAGCAAUACGUCUGCAACCUCCGAUAGCAACAGCGGCACCAUCGAUUCCAAUGCGGCGAUGGUCAGCACUCCGGGCGGCGCCAGCGAUAAGCUCAGCCUGGACAAGGGACAGGGCAAUUCGCAGGGCUCCGGCGGCGGAGGAGGAGGAGGAGCCGGUGGUGCUGGCGGUGGGACGGGAUCUGGAUGCGGCGGAGGCGGCAGCAAUGCCGCUGGUAGCGUAUCGCCACAAAUGCCGCGCUCCGGAUCGGGGAUCAGUGUUAAGUCGCGACGCAGCAUUCCAUCGCAAAAGUCCGCCUCGAGGACGUCCGUGGAUGAGCCCGGAGGAAUGGCGGCGGAGCUCCACGAUUUGCCGGAGGGCAGCGAGAGCGGUGACUCGGAAACGGCCACCGAAGUUGAUGUGGCCGAGAAGACGUCCAAGUUCAAGGUGGACACCGAGGGCAGCAGCAACCGGAGCAAGUCCUCGCACUCGACCUCACGGAAGUCCUCCCGCGAGAAGCGUCCCUCGAUGAUCGGCGAACUGUGCAGCAGUGGCGGUGGCCAGCGGAUCCGGAACUCGUACGGCAACAUCCACGGCUAUCACAGCAAUCGCUGUCACUUUGGCAACAAUCGGGCGGUCAGCCUGGAUCAGUAUAGUAGUGCCGGUAACAAUCGCCGCCUCUCGGACGGACUGCCGCAGGUGAUCUCGGACAGCAAUGUUUUCUACGGCCGGCACAAUCGGAGCAGCACGGAGACCACUGGCGCCGGCGGUGUGGCUGUUGGCAAUCCGCAGGACACCAAUGCGAAUACCAAUCAUCCGGUCGGAUGUCAGCUGAAGGAGCUAUUGGCCCGCACCGAGGCGGAAUCGGAGGGUGAGGGCGAUGGCAAUGACAGAGAGGACAAGAAGAUUCCAUUGGUCAUACCGUCGAUGCCGCAGCUGGCCACAUCAUCGAACGGUAACAUAUCGCCGACCCUGGUGGUCACCGAGCAAAUCCUGCCCAGCAACGGCAGCACACGGAGCAGCGCCAGCAGUGGCCGUGGCGGCUCCGGAGUACCUGGAGGAUCGGGUGGCCCUGGGAUGCCAGGACCAUCGGCCGGUUCUGGAAGUUCCUGGAAAUCGAGACUGCGCCAGUUCUCCGAUUACUUUAGCUUCAGCUUCGAUAAGAGCAACAAGCGCUUCGGCAGCACACGUAGUAGUCCGUGUCCCGGUUCCAAUUCCAGUUCGGGACGGACCAACAACAAUGCCAAUGGAUUGGGUGAAAAUCAGGACGGAUUGGGAGCAGGAGGAGGCAUAAAGCCGGGCAUGUGCUGCACCACCAUCACCAAUAGCUCAGGAUCCACGGUAAAAGGCGAGACGAGAGGAGGAACCGCAGGCGCAGGCGGCGGAGCUCUGACCACCAUGACCACCGGAAAUGAUGCCCAUCAGCGCCAUCGCGCCUACAGCCUGGAUGUGCCCGGCAUGAUGAGAUACUCCUCCAACGACAGCAGUCGCCAUCCCAGCAACAAUACGCUUCAGAGUGCGGGUGGCGGUGCUGGCUUGACCACCGGAUUAGAGGUCACUGCCCAACGAGUGCCGCCCAGCCUGAGCGUGGAAAUGGGCCUGGCCAGCGGCUCAUCAUCAGAGGCGGGCCCAAAGAUUUGACAACAGGGGAGCACCAGGCAGGAUGCGGUAGCCAUUAGCAAGCGCUACGACGGGGCCGUUGAGCAACAGGAGGUGGAGGAGGAGGAGGAAGAGCAGGAGGACGAUGAUGAGGGCCGCGAGGAGCACCGCCAGCUGCAGCGGCAUCAGCAGCAGCCGGACGCCUCGUCCAGCUGCGAGGUGUCCUCCAUGUCGAUGACCGUGUGGUCGGCGAUUGGUCAGCGUUUGAACGCCCUCGUCUGCCAUUGCUGCGAACGCAAAUUACCGGAACCAGAAAAUGUCUAAGUGGGUGGAAAGGUGGGCCAGGCUUAAGCCACAACCCAUCACCACCCAUUCAAGAUGCAAUCAAAUGCCCCAUCCCCUGCCCUCAAUUUUAGCAGCUGGGGGUUCCUUGGCUUUCACAGCCAUUGACGACUUUGCCUGGUAGCUUAGGUUUACGUUUAACUCCUAGCAAAUUACAUUAGGUUUCCACAGAUUUUACUCUCUUGUUUUGUUUUUUUUUUUUUUAAUUAAAUAUUAUUUUAUAUUUUUAUCUUGUUACCUUUUAAGUAUUUUUAUUUAUGUACAUGCGCAUACACACACACACAAAUAUAUAUACAUCUAUUAUUAUUGAACUAAUUUGCUGUUGUGUGGGUAGAAAAACUACGAGCUGCAUAAACAAAUUUGAAAGCAUUGCAUAACGUUGGUAGUUCGUGAAAGAUCAUAUCAAGCGAGCUAAAUGCAUUAACGACAUUGCCACCGAUAAUAGUUUACUACUAAGUUAGCAUGGCAAUGAAAGAGAACUAACUUGGUUAACUUCUUUGAUUCUGAUGAAUACUGUUUUUUGCUGGGAAUUCCUUGUUAAUAGCUACAUGGCAGCAUCAAUUUUCCGUGCCAGUGAACUCUCAGAAAAACGUCCAGGAUUCCAGACACCAAAAAAAAAAGGAAGUUGGGGCCUUCAGUUUCGCUCCCAUGCGAAAUUCACGUCUAAUUACGCAAAACAAAUUUGGCCCAUUGAAGUGCAUGGAACGGGAAUACAGCUGCAUCGAUGUAUGCAACAGGCAUGGUCGCUGGAUUUAUCCGAUGUAUGUAGAUUCAGUCCCAGUCGACUUAUUCCAUUUGCUUCUAGCUCGUUGCUGUUCGCCCGCUUUUUGCCCAAUUUUUUUUUUUGUUCGUUUGGUUCGAUUUUUGCACGUGGGAUGAAAGUCGCUGCAGCGGGAUGCCCGCAGGAGCAAUGUCCAUGGCCAAACGAUUGGAUUGUGCAGCCGCAGCUGUUGAUGUUGCUGUUGCUGCUGCUGCUGCUGCUGUUGCUGCUGCUGCUGCGGGGGCAUUGGUGUUGCUGAUGACGCUGAUGGCAGCACUCAAUUAGAAGGCACUGUGGGAGAUGCCGUUCUUUCGAUUAUGCACGAUUUUCCGGCAGCAACUCUCAGCUGCUAAAUACGUUUCUAAAAAUGAGAAUCCUUUGGGAGGUGGUGGUGGCCAGCAGACAAAAAAAAACAAAUAUCAAUUUGCAUUCGAUAAUGGAAACACGAUUGAGGCCAACUGCAUGCAUUCACAUAUCCCAGAAAAAUGCAGAGAAUAUGAAAAACCCAAGUUAAUUAUAAUCAAUGUACAUUGCUGUAUGUAAUUAUGUUACAUAUAGUUCAACACACUCUCACACACACACACACACAGGCGAAUGCAGAGCAAUGCAAAAAUGAUUGCAUACUUUGCAGGGCGAGCUCUGAUUGGCGAAGACGAAACUUGAAUUCAAUUACGAUAUGGCAACGCAGAGAUAUAUAGAAAAAAAAAGAAAAAGAGCAGAUUUAAUAAAAUAUGCACUAUGCUGAGGCGAGACCAAGCUGGUCCUUGGAUACAGAUAAAGCUAUAUUUACUGAAACAAUUAAAAAGAGUUGUAUUUUUUUUUUUUUUGAAUGUGUGUAAUUAAGUGAGCACUUAUUGAGCGUUCAAUUCGAUGAAAGUGUUAAGAGGCAUAUUUAUUCGGUGUACAUUUGGAUGUCUAGUGAAUCGCAGCUAAUACUCUUUACUAAUUGUGCAUUGUAAUUGCAAGCUGCAGCAUAUAUGUAUGUACCUAGAUGUGUACGUGUCAUUUUCUCUCUAAGUUUUGUGUACGUUUGUUGUAGUGCGUAAGUAAUGAGGUACUAAACAUAUAUGUAUAUAACAUGCAUAUAUAUAUACAUAUAUAUAUAUAUAUAUAUAUGUAAACCAGAACGCAUCAGUGUAUGCCCGGCUAAGUAAUUCUCUGCGUGUGGAUCUCCGCUCGUUGUGUGUUUUCUGUAGUUAGACUCGAGACUAGCAGCCUAGUUAUAAGUUUAUCGAAUGUAUUCGUGUAUGUACCUUCCAGUCCCCGCACUUCAAACAGUUUUCUGUUGGUGGCCCUGCGAAGACUGAGCAGGACACUAUAUAUACUACACAUGGCGCCCGAGCAGGGACUGCAUGGCAUGCACCCAGCAUCAACUAGCUAAAUGGAAAUCGAAAACAAGUAAAAUCCCUUGGCGGCUAACUCGACUCCUAGAUGUAAGACUCUACCUAAACAAACCACUCGAAAUUAGCUAACACUUCAAAUUGAUUUGUUGCCUUAUGAUACUACAACUACUACUGUACUGCAUUACAGCUGUGUGAGUGAGUGGGUGCUCCGCGCCGGAAAACUCCACUUAAUUGGUCACAGCGUUUUAUAUUGUUCAUGCCACCAACUUCCCUUGUUUGAAUGACAAAACAUAAAGACUAAAACUUGAAUUUAAACAAAAUCAACAACAAAAAAAAAUAUGAAAAAAAAAAAAACAAAAGAACUUUCCAACAAAACCAACUAUACAUAUAGAUACAAAUAUAUAUAUAUACAUACAUAAAUAUUUAUCUUAAAGAUACUACAACUACAAAAAUCGUAAAAAAGAACUCUAGGUGUUUUACAAAUGCAUAAAACAAAAAAAUAAAUGGCAACUAAACCAAAAAAAACCAAAUGUAAGCCAUUUCAAGCAUAACUAAACUAGUUUAGAGCCCAGGCAAAAAAGAUCGCAAAGCAAGCCAGAUGUUGGCCAAAACCUAAUAUGGAUGAACAAAUUUGACAGGCCGAAAAUAUUAAUGUCCUUGCAAUGGAUCGUCAGAUAUCAAUAACUAAAUCUUUUAAGUCAAUUCAAAGUAUUUAAAAAAUGAGAACCACAAAAAAAUGGCUGACAGUUUUUAAUGAUUGACUUACUUGCUAAAUUGCAUCAAAAAAAUAUUUCAAUAAGUAAAGACAAUAGGUGAAUACGCAUUAAUAUAAAACAAAUAUAUAAUAGAUGUUUACUACUUUGGAUCAUGUUUUCCCUAUAAGUCUUUUUUUUAAGUCCGACUACAAUUUUGAAAUCAUCUCAAUUAAUAAAUUAAGAAUUAGAUUUUAUUAAAUUGUUUUCUAUGUUGUCAAAAUAAUACAAAAAGUACACAACAAAUAAUGCGACAAAACAAAAGAAUUGAUUUGCCUGUGAGUGUAUGACAUUAGGAUAUCAAAAUUCUGUUAUCGAUACGUUUGCCAAAAAUUGAACGAUUGACAGCUACACUACUUAUAUAAACAACUCUGAUCGAAUCGCUAAAGAGCAUUGCAGGGGCAUUCCUAUCGUAUUUCGGCAAUCACGUAACUAUUUAGCGUACUUUUUGGCAGUCAAUUAAAUGCUUCCCCCUUCCCAGUUGGUUAAAUGAUAUAUGGGAGAGAUAUAUCGGAUAAGAUCCGAUAGCGAUAGAUAGAACAAGUUCCAAAAAACAAAUGCUUGUUCGGACCUAAUCAAAUAUUUAGACAAGGAUAUGAGCAAUUUGGACCAACUUGACUAAACCCUUACACUUAACCCUUGAUUUCCGAACGAAACCCCUGCAGCUACAUAUUUAUGUAUAAAUGUAUGUGCAAAAAGAUUACGGUAGCGAUAUCGACUACGAUAACGAUUCAGUAUAUGUACAAACAUAACACACACGCAGACACACCGACACGGACACAGAUACAAAUACAAAUACAGAAGUCUUAGUAUGCAGUUCAACGUAUGUAACAAUCUCGUAGGUCUAAACCAUAACUACCUGUCGACUUACCGAUCUAGAUUGAGAUCAACAAUAUCAGCUUAAAAACGAAGAGCGGAUUAGAAGAGCACCUAUUUAGGAACAGUGGGAAUGGAACAAGAGAAACGCGAGGAAACGGAAAAGGAACCGCAUGCAUCUUACUUUAUACUUUUCUACGUGACUUACAACUCGAGCCGGAGACGACAAACAACUAGAAAACUAAAAAUAAACUUCCUAAACGGUUUCCACAAGAACACAAGCCUAUCACACGCCCUAAAAUCCACGCACACAAACGCAGCUUUGUCAAUGAGAAAAUUUCUUCCAAAAGAAUAAGAAGAAAUCAAACCGUUUCAAAGUUGGUCCUACAAUCAGCUCAGUGUGACCUUUCACUCCGACGAUGUGACCAAGUGUACAUCUGAUUCAAAUGCGAACAACUUUCUGGCUUGAUUGUAAACAAUUUCUUGAUUAUUUCGCAAUAUUUUGACCUUAGAACUCAUUGACACUGUCUGUCGACUAAUCAAAUGUCCAGGCAAGGCAUCCAACCACCGAUAAUGGACCACACCCUGCACCAGAUAGAUAACCCGUAAUAACCCGAACCCAACUGCUUAACCCUUGAAAGCCUUGACCGCCAUCUAAACUUGGUAAAAAGCGUUACUGCUACAAAACAAAAAUGCAACAUAUAAAUGUGUAAUUACUAGUGACCCUCCUGAAAAACUGACAAAGCCUUUACUCCAAGAAAACACACACAAAAAAUACGAAGACUACAAUUUUACUAUACAAGAACAAGCGAAUCGAGAUCUUUAAGCGAAAUUUUAAGAAGAAAGUAAGAGAGAUCCUUGAACAGCAUUCUUCGGCAGGCCGAAGUUUAGAUGCUCUUUCAAUGCCCACACACAUAUGAACUAAGGAAAGAUCUAUUAUAUAUACAUAUAAGCCUGGCCGCUUGCUCUUCAGUGUACUGGAACGGUUUUUUUUUCACCUCCCAUGUUGCAAGACUUUUUAAAAGUGAAUAGAACCAGAAAAAAAACGGAAGUACUGGAGAUACCCUUGCUAGAUAGCGAAAACCCAUAAAGAUCCUCAAAAACUAUCAUUUGCAGGGGCAUCAACAAGUUAUAUAGUAUAUUUUCAAAUUUUAUGUCAAUGAAUAGAAAUGGAUAUAUACAUACACAUAUAUAUACACGCAUACCAAAUAGAAUCAUAAAUAUAUACAUACAAAUAGUUAUAAUUUGUAAGUAACAACAGAGAUCAGAUCGCCAGCAAGCCCCAUACCUUAAGGAUAUUUCUUCACACAAAUACGAAAUACGGCAGACACACAUCCCAAAAGUAGUUGAAUUCUUUACGAUGAUCGAGUAAUAGGGAUCGGGCAAUAUUAUCUCAGCAGAAGAGCAAGAAUUGAGUGUAAAUUAAACAAAUUCAAGAACUAAAACAAAUAUCCCUCACCAUUCAAAGGCAAAAGUUAUACAGUUCAUGCAAGAGAUAGACAGACAAACAUACAUAUAUGGAAACAAACCAAAGAGCAUGAGGAAAACAAAGUGCUGAGCUAAAUUCGAUGUGAAGUAAUAGUUAUUAUAUAUAUACAUACACACCUAUAUACAAGCCUAAAAACAUUUAGAUGUAAAAAGCUCUUGGCACCCCCCUAAAUAAAUGAAUCAAAUAUCGCUGAGUCACCCACACAGAAAAGUCAACAUGGGUAUACAACUAAUAAAUCAGCUAAGAAACGAGAAAUUCAAUGAAACUUUUCCGAAAAUGCAUUUAAAUGGUAAACAAAUAUUUAAAUGAGAUAACUCAACUUGUAUUUAACACUUAGUUAUGUCCAACUCAGAUUAAUGGCAUACAAGACAACUACAUACAGAAAAAAGUAAACACACAGAGACAGACAGACCGCGAUACCAAAGGA
This is a messenger RNA of Drosophila mauritiana, 11866 nucleotides long. RefSeq names its product high affinity cGMP-specific 3',5'-cyclic phosphodiesterase 9A. The coding region runs from base 1408 to 5979 and encodes 1523 amino acids. The transcript is spliced from 11 exons. The record is from RefSeq and is a predicted model, not a curated record. Gene Ontology annotation, molecular function: 3',5'-cyclic-GMP phosphodiesterase activity. Gene Ontology annotation, biological process: cGMP catabolic process. NCBI's taxonomy places the organism in Eukaryota, Metazoa, Arthropoda, Insecta, Diptera, Drosophilidae.